CACUUAAAUCAAAGACAGAACAAUACAAAGAAACUGAGAAAGGUUUAAUUGAUAACUGUAAAACUUUCAGUAGAGAGAUUACCAGUCUACUCAAAAAAUUUGGCAGGAAAAAAUGUAAGGUAGAGUUUACCUGGGAUGUUGGCAGGAAAGAACUAGACAUAAAGGUAAAAGAAAAGGGUGUCACACUUCCACUACAUCAAUGUGAUGCAGGCUUACAGCAAGUCAUCAUCAUCAUCUUGGCAGUUCUUCAAGUCCAAAAGCCGGCUAGAGAGAAUUCACCAGUUUAUCUACUCCUAGAUGAGCCUGUUUCCUUGCUUCAUGGCAAUUUGGUGAAAAAGCUAUUAGUAUAUCUAAAGGACAAAAAUAUCUGUGUUGUACUGGCAUGCCAUGCAGUAGAUACCUUGAUGGCCUGCAAUAGUAUUGUGUCACUUGAUGGUCAAACUGGCCCCUGCAAAAUCGAAAUGGAUGUCCUAUCAGAACUUAAAACCUUGUGUAAGGACAGUACCCACACGUCCAUGUUGAUGGAUUUGUCCAAAACACUAAAUACAAAAUGCCUUCUUGUGGUAGAAAGUGAACCAGAUGCAAAAGUGUUGAAAGCAUGGAUUAAGAACCUCCAUCCUGGCACUUCCAUAGAAGACAAGUUUGUAACAUACAGCUGUGGAGGAAGACCAAAAGUGGACAACAUAGUCAGGUUGGUUAGUGCGUUGGACAGCCUUUUUCCAGGUAAAGCUAAGCAAAUCUGUGUAAGGAUAUUCAUACUGGUAGAUCGGGAUUAUAGAUCAGACAAAGCUUUACAGAAGGAACAAGAAAGACUACAGGACGAAACAAAAGGGUACUCAAAAAAGUUCAAAAUCAAGUUGUAUUGCUACAAAAAAAACGAACAGGAAAACUACCUCCUGUCUGCUAGAGCACUGAAGUCUUGGCGUGACAAAAAGAAAAGAAAAAAAAAAGAAAAAACAAAAAUGAAAAGCUUAGAAGAGACACAGGAAGAGUUAGGGCAAAUGAAAAGCUUAGAAGAGACACAGGAAGAGUUAGGGCAAAUGAAAAGCUUAGAAGAGACACAGGAAGAGUUAGGGCACUACAUUAAUGAACACUUUGAAUACCUGACCAUCGAGAAGGACUAUAGAUCGUCAUUGGAUCUGGCUCUUAAGCAAGAGAGCAAAGACCAGCAGGAUAUCUCUAAGCACCAUCGUAGCAGUGAGGAUGAGAUAGGAAAGUGGCAAAAGGAUCUACGGCCUUCUUUCACCAAUGCAAAACAAGUAUUAAAGAAGUUUGGAAUCACAGGGGUUCCACAAUACAAAGAGCUUAUAAAAGAGUUCCAUGAGGAUGACAUUGAUCCUGAGAUCAAAGAAGAUUUAGUUAAAGGUUUCUUGCAAUUCUUCGACAUAGAACCAACAGCUCCAGCUGCUACUCCACAGGAAGAGAUUGAUCAACCACAGCCUCAACCAGAGAUUGAGCUUCCACUAUCAGACAAUCAAGGUAUGCAGGAUGGCUCAGCUUCAACAGAUGAUGAUGACAGUAACCCUGUAGAAUGCCCAAAGAUCCUAUCCAGCAGGCUCGAUAAUGGAAAAUCCUGCUGCUUGCAUGUCAUCAGAGUCGAACUUGCAAGCCUGUUUCUACGGGUGGCUUCAGAAUGGAUUUGGUUCAAAUUGUCCAGCCCAUGACAGUUUCAGCCAUUGGCAUUAGUGUCUUCCUGACAGUUAGAACCCUAUUUAACUAUGCAAGAUACAGACUGAAUAUGUACAUACGUAUAGUGUAUAAGCAAAUAAAAACACUGUCAUGUUAGAAUUUUGGAGGAGAUUUUAAAUUUUUGUGGAGUUAAAUGACCAAAGUAAGUUUGUAUUUAUUAGAAGAUAUGUGUUACCGGUAUUAUAUAUGGAUGUCUCAAAUUCUGUUGAAUAAGCAAUUAGGUUAGAGCAGAUGACUAUUUUUAUGGGAAUGUAUAUAAUCAAUUUCGUGCAAGAUCAAGAAAUGUAAAUAAGAGCUAUUUGUAUAAGUCUGAAGAAAAUGAGUACAAAAUUUAUUUAUGAAUGUCAGUGGUCAGUGGGCUAAUGUAAUAUUUUUAGGGCUCAAAAUCCUUAACCUGCACUGGUGAAGGUGGCACUGGAAAUUAACUACACCUGCACCAUGUACUUGGUAGGAUACUUGGAUGCUCUGCAGGGAAUACAGAGUUAAGUAUGCAUCAAACUGGAAACCAUCUGAAUUCUUUGUUUAUCAUUAGACGGGUCGUAACAACUCAAAUCGUCAGUACAGCAAACUGUAGAUUGUAGCCCAGGUGUCUGAAGAAACACGGUCUAGACGGAAGGUUUUCAGGUGGUUUGGAACAAAAUAGGGUAUGUGACAUGGUCUUUUUUUAUGAUACAGUAG
Messenger RNA from Branchiostoma belcheri (Belcher's lancelet), 2367 nucleotides. RefSeq lists its product as uncharacterized. The transcript has 4 exons. The record is from RefSeq and is a predicted model, not a curated record. The coding region runs from base 405 to 1664 and encodes 419 amino acids. NCBI's taxonomy places the organism in Eukaryota, Metazoa, Chordata, Leptocardii, Amphioxiformes, Branchiostomatidae.